AAAAAAAAAAUCAUUCUCCAUGCCAACGUUUUGGGGUUUAUUAGAGAGGAGAGGAUGACUCGAAUUGAACAGCAGUAACACGGAAGAUGGUAGUUAUUAGCUUAGAAUUCAACGGGAACUUCACUGCCUCUGCUUUGCAUUAUGGUGCCACUUCUUUCUCUUUCUCUUCCUCUUCCUAUCCACUUCUUUCUCGUUCUCGAAACCUCAAUUUUAACCCAGUUAUGGUUUCCAUGAAAAAUAACGAGCCUCUUCAUAAUGAAUUGGAAUUUAAACCAUCAUUUGAUCAAUAUUUGAAGGCUAUGGAAUCUGUUAGAAACAACACACUAGUCAAAAAGGGUCUUCAUAACGAGUUUCAAGAUGAUGAAGUAUCCUCCUCCAAAGGAAAACAGAAUAAAGGGUUUAGGAAUGAAAGGAAGCAGAAAUCUGAUGGUUCGAAGCGCCGGAGUCGUAGUUUAGACUCAAAAUCUGAUGAGGUUAGUAGUAUUAGAGAAAAAGAUAACAUAAUUAAGUCGAAUUUGAACGGUGGCCGAGGUGGGAGUGUUGUUGAGAGAGGAGUUACUUAUGAUUUAGAACAACAAGUUGUUAGUAGUAUUAGAGAAAGAAAUAACAGCAGAAAGGGUGGUAAAACCCUUGGUGGUGGUGAUAAUUUUGUAGAUAGAAAAAAACCUAUGGAUAGAGGGCCUGGUAAAAGAUAUAGUGAAAUUGAGAGUAUGACGAAUAGAAAUGGACGGAGGAAUGUCAAGUCGAAUGGAACCAGUAAGCGUUUUCUUAAUAGGGGUUAUGAUUCUGAUGAUUUGGUGGUUGAACGAGCAGCAUUCAAGAAUCUUGAGGAUCCUAACAAUGUUAUCAGUAAGGCACACUUUUCGCAUAAAGAAAUGGAGGAGAGAAUCCAGAAGCUAGCUAAACAGUUGAAUGGUGUGGAUAUCAAUUUACCUGAAUGGAUGUUUUCUAAGAUGAUCAGAAGUGCAAAGCUCAAAUUUAAUGACUAUUCCAUAAGAAGGCUUAUCACAAUCUUAGGUAAUCUAGGAAACUGGCAGCGAGUGAUACAAGUCAUUGAAUGGCUUCAAACACGUGAGCGUUUUCAAUCCCAUAAGCCAAGGCAUGUAUAUAAUGCUGCACUUGACGCACUUGGGAAGUUGAGGAGACCUGUGGAAGCAUUGAAUAUAUUUCAUGCAAUGCAGCAACAAAUGUCGACAUAUCCUGACUUAGUAGCUUAUCAUAGUAUUGCUGUUACUCUUGGACAAGCAGGGCACAUGAAGCAACUCUUUGAUGUGAUAGAUAUCAUGCAAUCUCCACCAAAGAAGAAGUUCAAUAAAGGGAUAUUCGAGAAUUGGGACCCAAGGCUGGAACCUGAUAUCGUAGUUUAUAAUGCAGUCCUUAAUGCAUGUGUUAAGGGGAAACAGUGGGAAGGAGCAUUUUGGGUUUUACAGCAGUUAAAGAAGCAGAACAUACAACCUUCUGCCGCGACAUAUGGUCUAGUUAUGGAGGUGAUGUUUUCAUGUGGCAAGUACAACUUGGUUCAUGAUUUUUUUAGAAAACUUCAGAAAUCUUCUAUUCCUAAUCCAUUGACAUAUAGAGUUCUCGUGAAUACAUUUUGGAAAGAGGGAAAAAUUGACGAGGCUGUCUCGGCUGUCCAUGAAAUGGAAAGACGUGGAAUUGUUGGUUCUGCUUCACUUUAUUAUGAUCUAGCUCGAUGCCUCUGUGCAGCUGGACGAAGUUGCGAGGCACUGAUGCAGAUAGACAAGAUAUGUAAGGUUGCAAAUAAACCACUGGUGGUGACCUACACUGGCUUGAUGCAAGCAAGUCUAGACUCUGGAAACAUUCAAGACGGAUCUUACAUUUUUGAGAAAAUGAAGGACAUUUGUGCUCCGAAUCUGGUUACUUACAACAUAAUGCUGAAAGCAUACGUUGAUCAUGGGAUGUUUCGAGAAGCUAAAGAGUUAUUUGAGCAAAUGUUAGAAAACACAAAUCAUCUGAGUAGAAAUGAUGAUUACAAAAUGCGAGUGAUACCAGAUAUAUACACAUUUAAUACCAUGUUAGAUGCAUGUGCUGCAGAAAAAAGAUGGGAUUAUUUUGACCAUGUUUACCAGAGGAUGCUGUACCAUGGUUAUCACUUCAAUCCAAAACGACAUCUUCGAAUGAUACUGGAGGCUUCAAGAGCUGGAAAGGAAGAGCCAUUGGAGAUAACAUGGAACCACUUGGCCGCUACAGAUCGAAUUCCACCAGUUUCUCUAAUCAAGGAGAGGUUCUGUACAAAGCUUGAGAAGGAUGAUUAUAUUAUUGCCCUCCAAUGCAUCACAAAUAGCACACCAAAAGAUUUGCAUCCAUUUUCAAAGUCGUCAUGGUUGAAUCUAUUCAAAGAAAAUUCUCAACGGUUUCAGAAGGAUACAGUUGUCAGGCUUAUGAAUGCAGCCAGUAAUAUAAUUUCCAAUAUUAGUGUGCCAAAUCCAGCACUUGUUUGUUUAAUUCAAUCAUGCAAAGAUUUUUGUUUUGCCACUGAUCUCAGUGCAGCUGACAUGGAUUCAGCAAACAAUGUAUUUGCAUUAGAAAGCAAACAGGAAGUAAACCAAUACUAGGUGAACAUUCGUAUCUUAAAUUUUGUAAUAUAAAUUCAUCCAAGAAUGUAAUGAAAGCGUUUUAUUAAAUGCA
Messenger RNA from Medicago truncatula (barrel medic), 2649 nucleotides. RefSeq names its product pentatricopeptide repeat-containing protein At1g30610, chloroplastic. Bases 87 to 2576 code for a protein of 829 amino acids. The record is from RefSeq and is a predicted model, not a curated record. Gene Ontology annotation, cellular component: chloroplast. The transcript is spliced from 9 exons. NCBI's taxonomy places the organism in Eukaryota, Viridiplantae, Streptophyta, Magnoliopsida, Fabales, Fabaceae. Gene Ontology annotation, molecular function: protein binding. Gene Ontology annotation, biological process: chloroplast organization.